Molecule: messenger RNA, 3073 nt
Organism: Hypomesus transpacificus
Lineage: Eukaryota; Metazoa; Chordata; Actinopteri; Osmeriformes; Osmeridae
Gene: amn1
Product: antagonist of mitotic exit network 1 homolog (S. cerevisiae)
Exons: 8
Coding region: 623-1255 (210 amino acids)
Biological process (GO): SCF-dependent proteasomal ubiquitin-dependent protein catabolic process
Cellular component (GO): SCF ubiquitin ligase complex
Molecular function (GO): protein binding
Source: RefSeq, a predicted model, not a curated record
CAACUCUGUUAGAGAUAGACUUGUCUUCUUGCUGCAAGACUAAACGAUCUAACUCUUUCUUGACUCCAUCGACUCUGUGCACUCCUUGAGAAAAGAUUUUCCCAACAGCAUCUUAGUUCUUCCCAGAUAAAGGCUUUAGCAUUUCUUCCUCAAUACAAAGAAUCAUCCUUACAAUUGGCUUUUGGCUACACUAAUUUAUAUAUCCGGAGAAUAUGUAAAACACCACAAUAGCAAUGCAUAUUUUCAUUUGAUCUCCUCUUAUUUGCAGAUGUGCGAGUCUUGUGGCAACCUAUGCAGACCACUUUCACAAAGACAUCAUCGCCUUACCCGUGCACAUCAAGGACAGACUGGUGCGGAUCAUGACAUCUCAUGGCACAGUGACCGACCUCAACAUCAGUCAGCUGCUGCAUGCUGGGAUACACAAGUUGGACUUGCAGAACUGCCUGGUAUCGGACUCUGCCCUGAGACAGAUUCACUGCCCUGAGCUCCGGACGAUUCUCCUGCGAGGCUGCCUCGCUAUCUCCUCAGAAGAUGUGCGAGUCUUGUGGCAACCUAUGCAGACCACUUUCACAAAGACAUCAUCGCCUUACCAGUGCACAUCAAGGACAGACUGGUGCGGAUCAUGACAUCUCAUGGCACAGUGACCGACCUCAACAUCAGUCAGCUGCUGCAUGCUGGGAUACACAAGUUGGACUUGCAGAACUGCCUGGUAUCGGACUCUGCCCUGAGACAGAUUCACUGCCCUGAGCUCCGGACGGUUCUCCUGCGAGGCUGCCUCGCUAUCUCCUCAGAAGGGUUGGGGGCCCUGGCCUCCUCCUGCCCCCGCCUGCAGGUUGUGGACCUGACGGAGUGUGCUGGGGUGGCAGACCGGGGUGUCCUGGCCCUGGCUCGCUGCUGCCCCACCCUACAGGUGCUCUCCCUGGGGGACUGCUCCGCCGUGGGAGACGCCUCGCUGCUGGCGCUGGCCGGGAGCUGCGGGAUGCUGCACAGCCUGUACCUGUCUGGAACACAGGUCACGGAUGUGGGUGUCACUGGGCUUGCUACAGGACUCUGCUCCAACAACCUUAAAGAACUGCAGCUGGCUCGGUGUAGUAACCUGACUGACCAGGCCGUGAUGGCUGUCCUCACACAUUGCCCCAACAUCCGCAUAUUCAACUUUCAUGGAUGUCCUCUCAUCACAGAUCGUUCCAGAGACGCCCUCCACAACCUCACCGGCCCUGACAAGAUACAACAAGUGACCUGGACUGUUUACUGAGGACGUGACGGGGACUUGAGGCUCUCAAAAUAUCUGAAAAUUGACUGGGUGAUGGGCAGUUUGGUCAUACCGUUCUGUAAUCCACCGGGACUUUUGAUGACAAAGUGGGUCCCAGUGAGCAAAAACACAGGUUCAGUAGUUGGUACAUGUCGGAGGAUAUGAUACAAUGGACUUCUGUAUUCUUAAAAAAAAAACAUCUUAGAAAGUCCCAAAAAUAAUUGUGUACUGGAAAGCCCCAUUGAAUGCUCUAUGGUCCAAACCCGGUGUAUCAGUCCUUGACUCUGGAAUGAGCUGAAGGGAGGCAACCAUGGUUCUGUGGGGCUUUGUGUUUAUAACAGAAAUAAGGAGUCCAUGUUUGUGUUCCUUUCAUCUGGACUACAGGGGGACCCCCUCAUCCAUCAGACCAGAGUGAAGGAGAACCAAGAUAAAGGAUCUUUGCACAUGGGAUAGAAGCACUUUCGCUAACGUUUGUAUGUCAGCUUUUAGGUUCAUAGACAACGCUGAAUUGUGAGCUUGUCUUAAAGGCACAUUUCCACUUAAAACUUUAUUGGUUUACAAGUUUAAUGACACAGAUCGACUCUGUACAGUUUGCAUUGUUGUUGUUAAUCUUAUAAACAUCUUGAGGGGCUCUUUGUGUAAUUUUUCCAAACUGGUGUCAAGGCACUUAAAGGAAUCACUCAUAGAACAGUCUGAGUUAAACAACUUUGAAGAGGAUUACUGUACAGUGAGACACUACAUAGUUAAGUUGUUAGUGAACAAACAGGAGAGAAUCCUGGAUAUCUACUGGUCAGAGCCGAGGUUGAUACUGCCACACAGAGGAGCAGGUGAGUCCAUAGUUCUCCUGCUGAACAGCAGGGGGCAGCUCGUACUGCGCCAGGCACUGCAGCCGGCUCCUGCUUCGCUGCUUCUCAAACUGGGCCCUUCCUGGGUCUCCAAUAAGAACCUGGGUCCCCUGGGUUUGGAUGCAGCGGUCCAACCAGAGCCGGAGGCUGUCAGCCAGGGCUUCGUCAUAGAACAUGUCUCCAAGGAGGAUGAGGUCAUAUCCCCCGGAGUGUGAACCAAUCAGGUUGUCCGUGACACAGAGGAUGGGAUCCAGCCUGUUCAGCUCACAGUUGAUCUGGGUCGCCACGGCUGCAACUACACCAGGAUCAAGAGUUAGGGUUCUGAUACCAAUAUGCUUUCUGAUCAGGGGCUUAGGUUUGUUUUCAAAUGUGGGUGGGACAGGUUUUUUUAAAUAACUGAUGUAAUAGAAUUUUAGGAUGUAUGUUGAUUUUGUGUUUUAAAUGUGGUUCAUUGAUAAAAGACAUGCUGGAACAACCACUUAUGUUGUUUUCAGGAAGGGGAGAUAAUUAAGCUGAGUUAGAAAAAGUUGAGAUAUUGUAAAGUGUUAACAAUUGUUGGGGGAUUGUUUAUGAUAGGACAGAUGGACAGAUCUGUACUAACUAUUUCUGAGGGUGAUGACCCCACAAAGGUCAGUUGACCAUUUGGGAUGGUCAUCUUGUGGAGUUUUGACUUCCUGACUUGGAGAGAAUUGCAGCAUGAGAGUUCUUAUCACCUGGGGGAAGGAGCUUUGGGACAGCAGGUUCUGAGGCUGUGUGGUUUCAACUAUGCUUGUAUUGACCACCAAACACAAAAUCUGUGCAAUAUAUUUAAUUACUCAGUCAUAUUAUUAUUAUACUUACUUAUUUUGCCACAUAGUUGUUUGGCACUGUGUUGCACUUUUACUCUUGUUUGUAGUUUGCACUAUCUCUACGCUGCUGUAAUCCUGCGAAUUUUCCCAUUGUGGGACGAAUAAAGGAUUAUCUUAUUGUUUUAGGA